This is a messenger RNA of Haliotis rubra (blacklip abalone), 1623 nucleotides long. Its product is annotated as glutamic acid-rich protein-like. The coding region runs from base 1 to 615 and encodes 204 amino acids. Lineage: Eukaryota; Metazoa; Mollusca; Gastropoda; Lepetellida; Haliotidae. The record is from RefSeq and is a predicted model, not a curated record. The transcript has a single exon.
AUGACGAGAGGAAGGGUUCUAGAAAUGGUUCAACUGGGAGUAUUAAGGACAGGCUCGGGAAGCGGGAAGGGACUCAUUAUGAUAAGGGAAGUGGGGAUAGAAAUCGGCGUCAGUUGGAGAGGACCAACAGCAGAGAGGAAGAACAGGGUAGGGGGAGGGAAGGGCGACAGGGAGGUGAUACGUAGAGACAGUCGGGACUCCAGGGCCCAGGGUGCUAGUCAGGAGAGGUCAGAACAUCGGACAAAAGAUGUUGGACAAGAUUCUGAAAAAGAUGGGAAAUCUGAGAAGGGUGGCAAACUUGCUGAUCGUAAAGAAUCUAUGAUUGACGAGGCAACGUUUGAACCAGAUUAUGACGAAGCUGACACUGAUUCUGAUAAUGCAUCGUCAGGAGAGGAUCAGGCAAAGAAUGCAGAGGAGAGCGGGAAUGACUCCUCGAAUGAUGAUGACGACGAGGACGAUGACAGCAGCCCGUCAAAGAAAAAGAACAGAGAUGGAGAAGAUAAAAAGCAUAAGAAAAGCAAACAUAAGAAACAUAAGCACAAACAUAAGCAUAAGCACAAACAUAAGAAAAGGAAACACAAGAAACAUAAGGAAGGGAAAGAAAAAGAAAAGUAAAUAUUACAAUAUCCACAAAGGUGAUAUGAAAACGUGAUUGUUGACAAACUGAUUGUGAAAAGGUUGAGUUUAUAGAUUUAAUGAAAACAUGGAGGAAUUGUAAUUUAAAACUCAAAUGAAUUUGAUUUGAGGAUGGGAUGAAUUAAAUUAUGAAUUGUGUUCCAUAUGUGCUAUUGAUUGAAGCGUUCAUAAAAUCUUUGCCAAGGGUGCAUUACCAAUACAUCAAGUAAUAUUUAGGUUUGAAUCCAGAUAAUGCAUAUGUCACUUUAAGAAAACUUGCAUCACUUGUGAAAGUGGAAUGUUGUUCACUCUGCUUUGUUCAUGCUUGCACUUCAAAACUAAUGAGAAUCAUGAUUGUGCAGAAAGCAAAAAAUGUAGUCAUAUUUGAAGAAUCUUUGUGAAGGCUUUGCAUAUAAAUUCACGUAUUAUAAAAUAACACACUGUUACAUACUUUCGUUCACAUACUUAUCGAGUAUGUUGAGGAAAUAAUAUGUUGGGGGAAAAUGUAAAUGAAUUUGUUCACAGGUAAGUAAAUCUAAAUAUGGGUAAAGUAGAUCAACACUUUAGUUCGUUUUGUUUUCAAUGAAAGGUGAACUGCAACAUUUCUUCCCAGUAUCCCUUUCAGGCUUGGUUAAGUUGGUCAAUUCUAAUUUAGAAGAUUGAAAUGUUUGGUGACAAAAUAGUCCUAUAUUUAUUUCAUUCGACAUGACUGAUUAACAUCCUGUUCCAUUGAACACUACCUGUUCAAAUUAGGAUUUAAAAAGCUUCACUAUAGUAUUAAUUUUGGUGCAUUUUUUCAAUAUAGCAUAUAUUUAUUUGUAUUGAGAAGUUUGAUUUUUGCUUACGUUUUGUACAGAGAGUAUUACUUUAAAAUGGAAUAUAUAUAUUUUGUAAAUAUUUGAAAGGCAGAUCGUGUUCAGAGAGAUGUGUAAAUAUCUGAGUGUGAGAUAUGCUUGGAUUGUAUGUAACUCCAGAGAGGACAAUAAAAGAGAGGUGAUCUUUUAAAAA